GAAGGAUGACAUUGAAAUUAACAAGCAAGAGAAAGAAACCUCCAUUGCCUGUCUCUCUCCUACGCACACUCUCGCAGAGCGUCAGUGCGCAAGCCGCCUCCUUCUGAUGUCGAAUACUUUGCUGCUUAUCUUAAAAAUGCGAUUUUGAUCGCCUCCAACCAAGUUUAGGAGCUUUUCCGUGCUGUUGAUCGUCAAAGUUCGCAUCUUGAAGAUGGGCGCGUGUUCUUCGGUCGAUAGAGAUGCCGAUCCCUGCAUCAGAUACCGCCUAGCCGUGAGCUACAAGGGGAGAAGGAUCUCCGUUUCAUGGCCGGCAAAGGAGAAGCCUUUGGACGGGGAAAAGCCAGUCGGCGGAUAUGGUCCGGAGGUCCCGGCUCAUGUUGUCAAAGAUGAAGUCUUCUUUGACUCAUGCGCAUGGCUCGAUUCAGAUUGUGAAGAUUUCUUUAGUGUAAAUGGAGAAUUCACCCCUCAAGGUAGUACACCAAUUCAUCAAUUAAGUGUACCAAUGACUCCUAGGGAGUUUCCAGACUCAAAGUCUGAACCAUCUCCAACUGGGAGAAAGAAACUUGGUGAACUUUUCCGAGAAACCUCACAAGUAGAGUCGGAAGACGGUGUGCCAAAUGCCCAUAACACAGUGGUUGUUAAGAAAUUGGAUUGCGACACAGCCGCCACAAGACAACUUCAGGGAUCAUCGACUGGAGCUCUGUACCUAUCCGAGAACACUUUGUUCAAUAGUAAGGAGGCAACGCCGAAUAAAGACUCUAAAAUUAGGAAAGACAAAAUAUGGAAGACGCAGCAGUGUUGUUUGCCAAGCUUGCAUACUUUUGGCAUUGAUGACCGAAGAUCGAAGAUAAACUCUGGACCCUGCAUUGCCUGAAAAUGUUGUUUCGAAAAUUCUGAGCGAUCCAAAUGAUAAGCUUAUGUAACUAGAGGAAACUUCUUGGAUCCUUAAGCUUGUACUUUAUGUAAAACAUAAUCUUAGGUCAAAUGAAUUCCUCCGGGAAGUAAGUUAUGCGAUGAAUAUGAUAAACUAGUAAUUAUCUUCCUGCUUA
Molecule: messenger RNA, 1049 nt
Organism: Zingiber officinale
Lineage: Eukaryota; Viridiplantae; Streptophyta; Magnoliopsida; Zingiberales; Zingiberaceae
Exons: 4
Coding region: 212-874 (220 amino acids)
Source: RefSeq, a predicted model, not a curated record